CCUCCCCGCUCCGCCCUCUCCAUCCCAGUCCGGCCCCUGGGGCGGGGGCCGUGGGCCAGGCUGGGGCUGGGGACCGUGCGUGCGUGACUACCUGCACCGGCUCCGGCCACGCACCCUCUGGCAUGUCCUGGGCCGCGCUCCUCGGCCUGCUGGCCGGGCUGCUGCUGCUGCUGCUCCUGCUGAGCCGCCGGCGCGUACGGCGGCCAGGGGAGCCUCCUUUGGACCCAGGCAGCAUCCCCUGGCUGGGCCAUGCGUUGGAGUUUGGAAGAGAUGCUGCCAGCUUCCUCACAAGGAUGAAGGAGAAACAUGGUGAUGUGUUUACAGUGCUGGUGGGUGGCAGAUACGUCACCGUCCUCCUGGACCCACACUCCUACGACAUGGUGGUGUGGGAACCGAGGACGAGGCUGGACUUCCACACCUAUGCCAUCUUCCUCAUGGAAAGGAUUUUUGAUGUGCAGCUUCCGCAUUUUAACCCCAGUGAGGAGAAGGCCAAGAUGAAGCCGACACUCAUGCACAAAGACCUGCAGGCACUCACGGAAGCUAUGUACACCAACCUCCACACCAUCCUGCUGGGUGACCCCACGGACGUGGGCAGUGGCUGGCAUGAGACGGGCCUCCUUGAUUUCGCCUACAACUCCCUACUCAGAGCUGGCUACCUGACUCUGUAUGGAGUGGAGGCCUCGCCACGCACCCAUGAGAGCCAGGCCCAGGACCGUACCCACUCAGCUGACGUCUUCCACACCUUCCGCCAACUGGAUCUGCUUCUCCCCAAAUUGGCUCGAGGCUCCCUGUCAGUGGGGGAUAAAGACCAUGCGUGCAGCAUCAAAGGCCGUCUGUGGAAGCUGCUGUCCCCAGCCAGACUGGCCACCCGGGCUGACCAGAGCAGCUGGCUGGAGAGUUACCUGCAGCACCUGGAGGAGAUGGGGGUCUCUGAGGAGAUGCAGGCCCGGGCGCUGGUGCUGCAGCUCUGGGCCACGCAGGGGAAUAUGGGCCCCACAGCCUUCUGGCUCCUCCUCUUCCUCCUCAAGAAUCCUGAGGCUCUGGCUGCCGUCCGUGCAGAAUUCGAGCACAUCCUCUGGCGAUCAGAACAGCCUCUUUCACAGAUGACCACCCUCCCACAGAAGUUUCUAGACAGCAUGCCUGUGCUAGAUAGUGCGCUGAAUGAGAGCCUGCGGCUCACAGCUGCUCCCUUCAUCACCCGUGAGGUCAUGGUGGAUCUGGCUUUGCCCAUGGCAGAUGGAAGGGAAUUCUCUCUUCGGCGUGGUGACCGCCUUCUCCUCUUCCCUUUCCUGAGCCCUCAGAAGGAUCCAGAAAUCUACAUAGAGCCUGAGGUAUUUAAAUACGACCGAUUCUUGAACCCAGAUGGAUCUGAGAAGAAGGAUUUUUACAAGGACGGGAAAAGGCUAAAGAAUUACAACAUGCCGUGGGGGGCAGGGCACAACCAGUGCCUGGGGAGGAGCUAUGCGGUCAACAGCAUCAAACAAUUCGUGAUCCUCCUGCUGAUGCACUUUGAGCUGGAGCUGAGCAGCACAGACACGGAGUUCCCUGAGUUUGACCUGAGCAGGUAUGGCUUCGGCCUGAUGCAGCCAGAACACGACGUACCCAUCCGGUACCGCAUCCGGCAGUGACCUGUGGGAGUAGACACUGCAUUCGCUUCUGACCUCUUGACUUCCCUUGCCAGCAUCGCUGCCUUCUGCUCUCCUAGAAGCUGUGUCCAGAGGAAGGGAUACAGAUGACACUGAGGGCAGGAAAAGCCAAUAAAAGCUCUGCAUUUUU
Messenger RNA from Nannospalax galili (Upper Galilee mountains blind mole rat), 1776 nucleotides. It is a transcript of the gene Ptgis, whose product is annotated as prostaglandin I2 synthase. Gene Ontology annotation, biological process: prostaglandin biosynthetic process. The transcript has 10 exons. The record is from RefSeq and is a predicted model, not a curated record. Bases 123 to 1628 code for a protein of 501 amino acids. Lineage: Eukaryota; Metazoa; Chordata; Mammalia; Rodentia; Spalacidae. Gene Ontology annotation, molecular function: iron ion binding; oxidoreductase activity, acting on paired donors, with incorporation or reduction of molecular oxygen; prostaglandin-I synthase activity.